GAAAGUCUUGCCGCAGUCUAUGAGAAUUGUUCUGUAGUCGCAGUUCCAUAUCACGUCAGAAAGAUAGGACAAGAUCAGUCGCACACAUCUCCAGGUAGACGAGCGACGAUGCUCGUGUUACGGCGGAUGUUCUUCUUUCCCUCUAUGCUUCCGUCUAUGGUGCUCAGACACGUUCUGCAGGGUGGGUCUUCGGACGAUCCCGGGAUGGCUUGGGCAGUUAUGCAUGCUGAAGCAACAGGCUGCUCAAUGUGACAGUCACAGGCUAAGAACGUGGCAAACCGAUGUGAGGAAGAGAGCUGCUCGUUCCGGUCCCUUGAGUGAGGUGUCAUUUUAGCCAUCAGUCGUCCCGGGAAGCGUACCGAGGAAAAUGAUUUCGGUGUCUGCGACGGGCAUCAUCGGAUGCGUAUGAAGAUGGUUUUGGUCGGCAAAGUGCCAAAUGCGAAGAGUACAGCAACGUGAUUACCACGUGACACCAAUCCUUCUCCGGUCCUUCAAGUUGCGGCUACUGGUAGUAGAGCAUCUCUCCCCAGCCUGCUGGGUGAACUCCUCUUACGGUCCUCUCCAUGUUUUCUGUCGGGUCGUUCGGGUUUUGAAUCAGGCGCAGUGGGAACAGAUCUGAUAAACGAAGCCAAGAGCUUUGGUGCGGUCAGACGAAUCCCAGUCUUCAUGACUCACCGAUUGAUAUUUGGGCGGCGAUGCAUGUUCGCAAGCAUGGUGCGAUCAGCGUUGCUGAGAACUGAGACUCGGGGUGCUGGUCGCUCGUCCCCAACAUCGUAGGAGCAUCACCUGCUGCUUUUAGGCUGUCGCUCUAUGCACAGCCAUGCAGCGCGCUCUGAUCACGAAGAUCUCGCUGCGAUGACAAGAACUUUUUUCGGCGUUGACGGGCUUGAUACAGAUCGCGUAACACACCGGAGUUCUCCCAUCCUGUCUAUCGGUUCCAGUCCCCUCCGAUGACCUUGGUUGCGGCAGGGCUGCGCUGACAGGGCUUGAAGCUUGAUCGUCAUUCAGAAUGAGAUAACUUGAUUGCGUAAAUUCCUGCAAGACAUCUGCGCUGCGGGUGCAGUCCAGCACAGAGCGCCUGCGUACAUACCCUUCUGCGCGAUACGCUUCGCGCUCCUAUGUAGGUUGAAUCUAGACUCUAAAUAUCUCCGGGAUGUUGUAGAUCGACGAUUGUUCUUCGCCUAACACCGAGUGACGUUGAUGGCAACGGCUCACGAUCGUGAUUGGGCAAGCACUGUCCAGUGUAGCAGGUUGUCGUUGGCUCUCUUCCCCUCCACACCAACUCAUUUCCACCGGCUGGCCCGUCUCUCUGCGGCCCUCUUCCUCGUCCUCCUCGUAGCUCGUCAGGAAGCCCGGUCGUCUCUUCUUUCUCCUUCAACCCUAGUGGUUUCAACACUCUUUUUAGUCCCUCUCUGUUAUACGAAUAAGAAAUGCGUGUCAAGCAAAUCUGGGAGGUCCUUCCUCUGCCUUCCAAAGUCAAGUUGGUGUGGGAUCGCGUCACCGUCUCCAAGCUCACCGUCGCAUACGUCGUCUUCUCGCUCGCCCACUUCGUCAUCCAGAUUGCCUUCCAAAUCAGAGCCUUCACCAUCAACGCAAAUGCCGCGACAUUCCUGUACAACAUCGCACUCGAAGGGAACGCGACAAACUCGAGCGUGCCUGCUCUAUCGACCCGUCCGAUCGUUUCCGGAAGCGGAGCCGCACUGGCGCACCCCGGGGAAUCGACGGUGCAGGAAGUGAGAAUGUGUGCGCAGGUCCCAACGGACCUGGACACGGACGAGUGCGUGGUCGUGUACGACGGAACGCCGGGCCGCAACAUGGUUUACAACCCCGCCGACCCGAGCGCGUCUGCUCCUUCGACGUCGACCGAUUCGGGAUACAACUACGCCGGCGGGGCAGCACCCGCCCCUGGGUCGUUGACCGUGAUCGCAGCCUCUUCUUCUUCCGCCGCAUUGUCGCCCGUUCUUUCCUCUGUCGUCACGAGCACCACUCCUCUGGCCAGCUCGACUCAGCUGUCUGCCCCUAGUGCGCCCAGCGUUGUUGUCGUCACCCAGAUCGUUACCGCAGCCAUCGCUGCGCCGACAUUUCCCCCUGUGCGCGUGGCUGAUCCCGAAGACGUCUCGGAAAACUUCUAUAAGCGCGCGUCUAUUCCGAGCUUUUUUCCCGAGGCGAAGGUCUUGGUCCUCAAUGACACAACAGUUCAAGUCAACCUCACGGGGAUGGGCUAUGCUGACCACCACCUCCUGUUGGACAAGAGCUGCAUGUGGUCCUUGAACUGGCCUGUCAGCAUUCUGGACGACACGAAACGCGAAGAUAUCGUGUUCAUCGCGUUUCAAUUCUGGGUUCUCGGCAUGUCGAUGGUCGCGUUGCUCAACGAAUCCAUCCCACACAUCAUUGCCUCGCUCACCACUCACAUCCUGGCCACCUUUUGGUCUGGUUUCCAGAUCUGGCACACGGCAUUCUUCCGCCAGAGAUUCGACAAGGUCAUCACCCACGGCGCAUGCAAUGGUGUCCCGUCGCUGUUGCCCAACUACUGGCAGGCCCGUGCCGGUGCUGAGAUUCCGAUCUUGGCCCUGAACAUUUUGGCACUGCUCGCAUCUGGAAUUCUCACCUGGAAACUGGUCAAGCUGUUCGGGUGGCAGACGUUCAAACGUGUCGGAGCUUCCCUGACUAUCAACCGAGUGUACAAACUGGUGCUCUUGUUGUCGAUUUCCAUGCAGCUGUCCUUCUUCUUCAUGGGCGCAACCUUGUCCCUGUUCGUAGACCAGCUGUUCAAUGGUACAGCGGGCCAUCUUGCGUGGUACAUCAAGAUGUACAAGGUGACAUUCAUAUUGACUGCUGUGAUGCUCAUCCCCUGGUUGGUAACGGGCUGGUUCUCCGUCCGCCGCGAGAGCAGAAUCGGCAUGGUCGUCUUCCUUGCGCUGUCCAUGAUGUACCUCGCCGGAUUCUGCAUCAUGUUCCUGUCCACGACUUUCCGUUGGACAUUCGUCACGUGGAACUUUUUCGCGAUUGUGUCCACUGUGUCGGCGAUUCUGACUCUCAUGUCGUUCGUGCUUGGGAUUGUGUGCCAGUGCAACUUUGGCAAGGGUCUACUCCGAUACUUGAAUGCACAGGAGCCUCUGCCCGGCGACGACUUUGAGUCGGUUACCCCUGGCGACGAUCCUGAGAAGGUUGCCUUCCCAUCCAAUGAGAAGCCUGUUCCCACUUUCUCUGCGACCUUCGGAUCUGGAUCUGAAGUGCCCGUUCCUUCGCAGAUGUUCAAGCCCACGGCCCAGCUGGGCCCCCGGUUCUUCAACAACGGUGCAGAUCCGUUCGAGAGCCGGCGGUCGUCGCCGAUCUCACCGCCGGCCGCCGCGCUGACGAGAACGCUGACACGGGACUCUUACGAGGGCAGCGGCAACGGGAUGGGCGGUAUUCCGACGAAACGGGACAGCGAUGGGAGUUUCGGGAGCUUGGACAGCUACUACGACUACUCGUCAGGUGACUCGAGACACGCCAGGCGCGACAGCGAAGGUCCCACAGUUGGUCAAUCUAAACGAUGGGUUAUAGAGUAGGCGCACAACUUGAUCAGACUUCUGUUCGUGGUUCAGAGUUUCCUAAAAUGUGUUGUCGAUCGUGUCUCAAUAACUAACUGUAUCCUAAAUCAC
Mycena citricolor is the source of this 3644-nucleotide messenger RNA. The record is from the annotation of a GenBank genome assembly. NCBI's taxonomy places the organism in Eukaryota, Fungi, Basidiomycota, Agaricomycetes, Agaricales, Mycenaceae.